GGGUACGCACAUGCGCGGUAGAUUCCUCAUGCUGGUACCCAUGCAGUCAAUGGUGGACUUCUGUAGCCUUCGUUAAGUAUAUACAGAGCCACUGAUAUAGCCGUACACUGAGAACCAGUCUCGCUAGCCACUCCUAUAGACGCUACCCACCUCAAGACACACAGAACAACCAAGAUGGAUGUGGACCAAGUGUGUCAGGUGCUGGAGGCUACUAUAUCACCAGACACAGCACAGAUCCAGCUGGCACAGCAUCAGUUAGAGCAAGCUGCCGCUGCUAACCUGCCUGCGUUUCUGCUUGCCCUGGCAACGGUCCUCGGUGAUGUGGCCAAGUCCAGUACAGCUCGUAUGGCGGCAGGUCUACAACUCAAGAACUACCUGACUAGCAAGACUCCCGAGAUCAAGCUGCAAUAUCAACUGAGAUGGCUGUCAAUAGACAUGGCAGUCAGAGAACAAAUCAAGAGCAUUAUUCUCUCCACUCUUGGCACAGAGGCGAGUCAUCGCUCAGCCUCACAGUGUGUGGCCUUCAUAGCAGCUGCUGAAUUGCCUCAGGCCCAAUGGCCGGGCCUGAUCCAAGCUCUCCUGGUCAACAUGACUACCAACCCCACCACUUCUAACACCAAAGUCACUGAGAACUUGAAGGAAGCAUCACUGGAGGCCAUUGGCUACAUCUGUGAGGAGCUGGAGCCCCGGUUCCUGGCCGCCCAGUCCAACGAGAUCCUCACUGCCAUAGUACGAGGCAUGAGCAAGGACGAGCCCACUCAGAGCAACACUGUCAAACUAGCCGCCACCAAAGCUCUCCUCAACUCACUAGAGUUCACUAAGGCAAACUUUGAGAAGGAGACGGAGCGUCACAUUAUCAUGCAAGUUGUGUGUGAAGCCACUCAAGUGCCACACGUGCCAGUACAAGUGGCAGCACUACAGAACCUGGUCCGCAUCAUGGGCCUCUAUUAUCCUCUCAUGGAGGCGUACAUGGGACCAGCACUGUUCGCUAUCACCCUCGAGGCAAUGAAGUCCAACGUUGAUGAGAUAGCUCUGCAAGGGAUAGAGUUCUGGUCCACUGUUUGUGACGAGGAGGUGGACUUGGCCAUUGAAGCCGCUGAAGCCAAGGAACAGGGCAGACCACCAGAGCAAGUCUCGAAGUUCUAUGUGAAGGGUGCCCAACAAUAUCUGAUACCAGUGCUGCUCCUGUCACUCACAAAGCAGGAAGAGUUUGAUGAUGAGGAUGAUUGGAACCCGUGCAAGGCCGCGGGCGUGUGUCUCACUCUCAUGGCUUCGUGUUGUGAGGAUGACAUCGUGGCGUUUGUGAUCCCAUUCAUUCAAGAGAAUAUUGUGAGCAAUGACUGGAAGUUUAGAGAUGCUGCCAUCGUUGCCAUGGGAUCUGUUCUGGAGGGGCCCUCCCCUACCGCACUGGAGCCUGCUAUUGCUAACAUUGUGGAGCGUCUGAUUGGUUGUAUUGGGGACGAGGCUGUACAAGUACGAGACUCUGCAGCGUGGACUAUUGGUCGUAUCUGCGAGCAUGUCCCCUCCGUCCUGCUCACUGACAUCACCCUCCCCCCGCUAUUACAAGCAUUGGGGGUGGGGCUUGAGGGAGAGCCAAGAGUAGCCACCAAUGUCUGCUGGGCCUUCUCCUCUCUGGCGGAGGCAGCGUAUGACCAGGCGUGUGAUGACACCAGCGAGGAGGAGGAACCAGCCACAUUCUGUCUCUCUACUUCAUUUGAGCACAUCGCCACUAAACUAUUGGCUUGCUCACAGAGGGCGGACGGAGGGACGGGAAACCUUAGGAGUGCAGCGUACGAGGCUCUCAUGGACCUCAUCAAGUUCAGUGCAAAGGAUUGCUACCCAGUGGUACAGAACACAACAGCCAUCAUAUUGGAGAGUAUUAAACAUGUGCUGAAUAUCCAGGUGUCCCAGUUGAGUGGGGCAGACAGACAACAGCUUACUGACAUGGAGUCGUUGCUCUGUGCAACACUGCAGUCCUUGCUCAGGAAGGUCAACACUGAGGACAUUCAGCAGAUCUCUGACACUGUAAUGCAGAGCUUGCUAGUGAUGUUUCAGUCUCACAGUGGUCAGUCAGGUGGCGGUGUACAGGAGGACGCCAUCAUGACAGUGGGGGUUCUUGUCGAGGUCAUUGGGGAGGGGUUCGGUCGCUACAUGGAAGCCUUUAAACCGUUUCUACUCCACUCACUACGGAAUUAUGCCGAGCAUCAGGUGUGCCUUGCUUCAGUUGGUUUAGUGGGUGAUCUGUGUCGCUCGCUGGGUCAAGGUAUCGCUGGAUAUUGUCCUGAGUUCAUGGCCAUACUACUGGAGACAUUAGGAAACUCGACAGUCCAUCGCUCCCUGAAGCCUCAGAUCCUCUCCACUAUAGGAGACAUUGCACUAGCUCUGGGCCCCAACUUCCAACAAUACCUUGAGGUGGUCCUACAGAUAUUACAGCAGGCUGCCUCCAUCGAGUCAGACAAGACUGACUUUGAUAUGAUUGAUUAUGUGAAUGAGCUGCGUGAAGGUUGCCUGGAGGCAUACACUGGCAUAGUACAGGGGCUCAAAGGAGAUAACAAAGAUCAAGUCAACUCUGCAGUACAGCUGAUAUCCAAUCAUGUGCCCUCUAUCAUUGCCUUCAUUGAGAGAGUGGCUGACGACGAGGAGCACACUGAUGCUAAUGUGGCGACAUGCUGUGGACUGCUGGGGGACUUGGUGACAGCAUUUGGAGUAGCUUUGGGCCCACUUCUCAACAACAAGGGCUUACUCACCAAACUAGUAGCCGAAGGUCGGAGGUCACGUAUGAAGAGGACAAAGACACUGGCUGCCUGGGCAACACAGGAGCUUAGCAAGCUGAGCAGUUGAUCCCGGACCACUGACUUGCUGUAGUUGAAUAACUGUGUUGUAUGUGUGUCACUAAUUUUGUCACUAAUUUCUGCCAAUUCAUGCAUUUUGUGUACCUUACAUGUAAUGUUGUUAAUUAUUAUGGAACUUCUUUA
This is a messenger RNA of Halichondria panicea, 2975 nucleotides long. Its product is annotated as importin subunit beta-1-like. Gene Ontology annotation, biological process: protein import into nucleus. The transcript is spliced from 21 exons. Bases 175 to 2841 code for a protein of 888 amino acids. Gene Ontology annotation, molecular function: small GTPase binding; nuclear import signal receptor activity. Gene Ontology annotation, cellular component: nucleus; cytoplasm. The record is from RefSeq and is a predicted model, not a curated record. NCBI's taxonomy places the organism in Eukaryota, Metazoa, Porifera, Demospongiae, Suberitida, Halichondriidae.